AUGUUCAAAGGCAUCCGCCGUGUCGUUGCACGGGACUGGCGCAAAGUCUACGCCGCCACAGCGGUCCACUACAACUCUCCCGGACAGGAAGCGGCUCGCCUCACACAAGAUCGUGUCCAGCAAGCUGUCGAAGCGCAGCGUAAGGCGGGUCACAGGGAGUGGGUGUGGGAGAUUGAGAUCAUCAGGCACAGUACAGGGAUAGCAGGAAUAGCAGGAAUGUAA
Fulvia fulva is the source of this 222-nucleotide messenger RNA. RefSeq lists its product as uncharacterized. The coding region runs from base 1 to 222 and encodes 73 amino acids. The transcript has 2 exons. Lineage: Eukaryota; Fungi; Ascomycota; Dothideomycetes; Mycosphaerellales; Mycosphaerellaceae. The record is from RefSeq and is a predicted model, not a curated record.